Molecule: messenger RNA, 1509 nt
Organism: Culicoides brevitarsis
Lineage: Eukaryota; Metazoa; Arthropoda; Insecta; Diptera; Ceratopogonidae
Exons: 3
Coding region: 143-1486 (447 amino acids)
Biological process (GO): selenium compound metabolic process
Cellular component (GO): extracellular region
Molecular function (GO): selenium binding
Source: RefSeq, a predicted model, not a curated record
UUGAUUUUCAAAUAAAUACUUACACACCAAUGUUCGAUUCACAAAAUUUGUCAUUAUCACCAAAUAAUCGACACAAAAUAGUGUAGUAAUCAGUUGUGCUUCAGUUCGUGCACUAAUUUGACUGCAUUUUAAAAACUUAACAAUGAGUUUGCAUUUAAAACUCGCAUUUUUCGUGCUAAUUGGAUCCUUAACGCUGGGCGAAACAAUGUUCGAAUACAUGCCACACAUGGUAGGAGAUGGUCCGAGCAGCAAAAGAAAAGAUGAUCAACGAAAUAUAAUGGACGAGACUUGUAAGGGACUUAAUAUCACUGGAAUUUACCUUAAUGAUGAUCCGCAAUUGUUGCUAAAUGUGCAAGGGCAGAUUACGAUUCUCUUUAAAAUUGCUCCAAAUUACUUGUAUUUCGAUCAAAUAGCGAUGAUUCGUCAAUUGCGUAACCGCUUCGAUGAGAACGGCUUUAAUGCGUUGCAGUUCAUUCUCGUUAUCUCACAUUUGGGUGAAGCGCGAUUGCAAAAGAAAUUUGAAGCGGAAAUAAAGUUACUAAUGAUGGAUGAUACGAUGAGCGUUAUAAAGGAAACACCGGAAACACGACCGAUUUUCGGGAUGGCAGACAACCAGGCGUACGUUCUGGACAAUUGUGGACGACUCACGUACAUUAUCGUGCCACCCUGGAGUCACAUUCAAUUUCCCUACAUUAAAGCAGCAAUUUUGGCAACACUUUAUGACAUGCCAUGCGGAUAUUGCAACAUCGAGUUCAUCAUGCAACCGUUCCCCGAUUACGAUUACGAAAUUCAAACUGCCACAGAAGAGAACGGGCUUUUUGAUGCUUUGAAUGAAACAGAAGUCACGACAGAAAUGGAAAAUGACGUUUCCACAACGGAAAAUGACGUUUCCACGACGGAAAUUGAGUCACCCACAACAACUUUAUCUCCGGAUAUUAUUGAAAACGAGCUGAAUUACGACUGGAAAGUAGCAGAAUCGGAAAAUAUCAUUCCCAGAGUUGCGGAUUCAUCGACGGAAUUCGCUUUUAACGAGUCGAUGAUCGAAGAAGAUGAUAGUAAUUUCAGUAUUCCAUUGAGAAUUAUCUUACCUGUUGAGCAUUUGCAUUACAACAAAGCCGAGGACACAUAUUCCAAGUACAAUUACGUGGUUCUUAACACGGAUGAUCAAUCGGAACACAAACAUUUGGACCAUGAUGAGCCAAUCGAGAUGGAAAAUGUCCUGAAAGACAAACAAUCCAACGCUAAGGAAUUGCUUAAUGAACUCGAUGAGCAAGCUAAGGAGCUGUACAUCAGUCAAACUGGUCAAAUUUAUCAACUGUUAAAGGAAUAUUACGUCAAAGGACAAAAGGAAUCUUUAAAAGAAGUAGCAUUACUGGAUACUUCUAUCACCUGGGAAGAACCAAAAAUCACAAAUACUCCUGCUGUGAAGGACCUGCGACGGCAUUACGAGUUACUCGUAAUGUGGCUAACGUGGCAGUUUGAAUAAAUCAUUUUUUUUUAUUAGUCAAA